Messenger RNA from Sarcophilus harrisii (Tasmanian devil), 2512 nucleotides. It is a transcript of the gene MYOC, whose product is annotated as myocilin. The record is from RefSeq and is a predicted model, not a curated record. The transcript has 3 exons. Gene Ontology annotation, cellular component: Golgi apparatus. Gene Ontology annotation, biological process: signal transduction; osteoblast differentiation. Lineage: Eukaryota; Metazoa; Chordata; Mammalia; Dasyuromorphia; Dasyuridae. Bases 137 to 1594 code for a protein of 485 amino acids.
GGAACUCAGUCACUGGAGAGCUCCCAGGGUCACUCAUUCUGACAGCUCCCUAAGAAACCGAGCAUUCACAGGGAAGCACACUGUGGCUGAGUACCUUGUAGACUUCUGGGCUGUUCUUUAGAGACCUAACACAGACAUGCUCGCCCUCCGGCUGCUGCUUUGGGCUUGCUUGGUGUGGGGGUCUUUAGGCAGGACAGCCAAUCUCAGAAAAGGCAAUGACCGGAAUGGCAGAUGCCUCUACACUUUCACUGUGGCCAGUCCCAAUGAGGCCAGCUGUCCAGGAUCUGGAGAAGCCAAUCCAGCCAUCCAGGACCUCCAGAGAGACAGCAAUGCUCAGAGAUCAGAGUUAGAAGCUGCCAAAAGCCGGCUCAGUGUCCUGGAGACCCUCGUGAAGCAACUAGGAGGGGACGAAAUUCCGAAUCUCAUGCCUCCAGCUGUCCAGGAGAUGCAAAGAGAACUGGAAAACCUGAGAAGGGAGAAAACCAGCCUGGAGUCUGACUAUAACAGAUUUCUCCAGGAAAAAGUUUCCCUGGAGAAGGAGAAAAGGCAACUAGAGAAUGAGAAUAAAAACCUGGCCAGGAGGCUGGCAAGCAGCCGGCGGGAGAUGGAGAUGCUGAGACUGGGCCAGUGUCCUCAAGUCAGAGAAACAGCAGCUGAUAUUCCUCAGGGUCCCAAGGAAGUUUCUAAAUGGGAUAUGCAUAAUUCAGACUACCAAGAACUGAAAUCUGAGUUAACUGAGGUUCCUGCUUCUCACAUCUUCAAAGAGAGUUCAACCAAUCAUUCCAGUAAUAAGGAUGUGGGCAAUGCAGGAUGUGGAGAACUCGUCUGGGUGGGCGAACCUAUCACCCUGAGAAAAGCAGAGACAAUUGCUGGCAAGUACGGUGUCUGGAUGAGAGACCCCGAGCCUGUGUUCCCCUAUACUCGGGAGACCACCUGGAGAGUUGACACAGUGGGCACAGAUGUUCGUCAGGUCUUUCAGUAUGAGCAGAUCAGCCAGUUCACCCAGGGCUAUCCUUCCAAAGUUCACGUGCUGGCUAUUCCGAUGGAGAGCACAGGUGCUGUGGUUUACCGUGGAGCCCUCUAUUACCAGAAACAUACAUCUAGAACCGUGAUCAAGUAUGAACUGAAAACUGAAAGUGUGAAGGCUCAAAAGGAGAUUCCCAACGCUGGUUAUCAUGGACAGUUCCCUUAUUCUUGGGGGGGCUAUACAGACAUUGACUUGGCUGUGGAUGAAAUGGGACUAUGGGUCAUCUACAGCACAGAAGCAGCCAAGGGAGCGAUCGUCCUUUCCAAAAUGAAUCCGGACACACUAGAACUCGAGCAAACCUGGGAGACCAACAUUCGAAAGCAAUCAGUGGCAAACUCAUUCAUAAUCUGUGGCACCCUAUACACUGUCAGCAGCUAUUCUACAGCUGACACCAUCAUCAACCUGGCUUAUGAUACCAGGUCCAGGAGCAGCAAGGCUCUGACCAUCCCAUUCAAAAACAAGCAUAAAUACAGCAGCAUGAUUGAUUACAAUCCUGCGGAGAAGAAGAUUUUCUCAUGGGAUAACUUCAACAUGGUGGAAUAUGACAUAAGGCUUUCUCAGAUGUGAAACACAUCAGAGUUAUCUCCUAGGAAAGAGAGGAAGAUGCUAUGCUCUGGAUUAACUAGGAACUCAAGGACAGGGGAGGAGGUAGAGCAGAAAGCAAGCUGUUCCAUGCUAAUCCUGGUUUUUUAUGCUUUUCCUGUUUUCAUAAACUCAGAAAAAAAUCAUCUUUUCAUAAUACUUGGCUCUGAAGUAGUAAAAAUUUUUCGAUAGGGGAGUGAAGGAAGAGAGGGAAAGAAGGGUAAGAAGGUGGAUGUAGUCUAAAGUGUUGAUUGAACACACAAUAGGUUCUGCUUAAACUAGCCACAUUUUUAUAAAGAAUACCAAAUGGUUAAAGAACCAUACCUUUGGAGGGCUUCCUGAUAAAAGUAGUAGGGGAAGAAGCUGAUUAUUUGACAAGUGGUUUAGCCAAUCAUACCUUUGGAGGGCUUCCUGAGAAAAGCAAUAGGGGAAGAAACUGAUUGCUUGACAAGUGGUUUAGGCUAUUCCACUGCGCUGGGUGGUGGCUUUGUAAGUCCAUCAACAUGGAUUCUCCCUUCAUGAAUGGAAUUAUAUCACUAUAUUUUCUCAUUCUGCUUGAUUUUCACUCAUGUUUUCUCAUGAAUUUAUCACCAAAGGACUGCCUGACUUGCUGAGGAGGGGUGGAAAAUAUUCCACUAUGAUUUUAAUUUCUCGGGGCUUGUAGAACUGCAAUAUAUAUAUUCAUAUAUAUAUAUUCAUAUAUAUAUAUAUAUAUAUUCAUAUAUAUAUAUGAAAAAAUGUAUAUAUGAAAAUAACAGGAAGCCAGCAAUUCAGAAUGAAGAGAAGCAUCCUAGUGCCUAUGCCGGGCUUGCAUUCAGAGACAAUGUAUUCUUAAGAGUUCGUUCCUACUGUCUCACUUGUAUCCAUUUGGAGCCUUUUCGAAUAAACAUGUUGCAAAAUGUU